AUCAAAGCUUCUUCACAAUGUCCCAAUCAACCUCCUCAGAUCCCACCCUCACAGCUUUCUACUCCUCACCCUCCAGCGCGCCCUUCAGCAUCUCCGAAUCCAUCCCCGCGCCGCCUACGCCCCUCGACCCGGCCGGAAAAUCCACCUAUCUCGAAUCACUGCGCGCUUCCGUUGCUGCGGCCCAAGAUCAGAUCAACAAGGAGCUCACGACGCGCAUGGAGGAAGAUAAAGCUCGUGAGGGAGGAGCCGCAGCUGUGGAUGAAGAGAAGGAGGAAGAAAACUACGGCGAAGAGGUUCAGGAAGAGGAGGAUUAAAAUCUCCGUUCUUCCAUUCACCCACGCAAAGAUGCCACUGCAGAUACAACUAUGCCAUACGAUUUGGAUUUUAUAUAUUAUAAAAAAAGGACAACACGCCUUAGAAUGUGUACAAAAGGGUAUAGCCACAUCAUACGAACAGAUAAAAGCCAACCCAGCUCAGCGACUCCAAAGAAGAAGAGAAUGAAGGAACAACACCUAGCUAUGAGAGAAGAAGGACCAAAAAAAGAGCAAUCUGGACAAAAAAAAGCAUGGGCGUCUAAAACCCUCUACUCCAACUGGGCUUUCUCGAACCAUUCGCUUUGUUGCCAGUUGCUUUGCUCAAACAGCCAUAAUGGACAACUGUAUUAUCCGUCAACACGGCCACGACGCUACCACCCAUUCUCAUGCCACCAGCCAAUUUCUUGUGGCACACGACGCAAUGCCUCUCGUCGGUGAUGACGACAUGGCGAUUCCGGCCGCCCUGUCCUCCGGGUUUACCGUCGCCUAGCUGUAAUUCCGCGGCCACGGAUAUGCCCUCGGCUUUGCGCAAGCCGGCCAUUAUGCGGGAUUCAUUGACGAGACUGUUUGCUGCGCGUAUUCUCCCGCGGAAAUAGGCUUCGAGGGAGCCGACGGGGAGAUCAUCGGGGAUCAACCCAAGUGUUGAUGUGGCAGGGAGGCGAGAGCCGUGCUUGGAAAGCAGGUCUAGAGCUGGCUCGAGGUUUGGUUUGUGGGGCGGAGGGGGUUGAAGAUAGAGGGAAAGUAGCGUGUGAUAUACAGACGAUGCUGAUUCGUCGGGGUCAUCCGAAGGGGUUGUAGAUGAGGCCUGAGAUCUAUGUGCACGAUUACAAUAGCUAGAUGAAAGUCAGCUACAGAUCAGAAAGAUAACGAUAGAGCAUUCUGGCGACGUACUCUUCCGCUUUGACAUAGUCCUUCAUCUUGAAUACAUAAAUCUCUAG
Trichoderma atroviride IMI 206040 is the source of this 1252-nucleotide messenger RNA. The record is from RefSeq and is a predicted model, not a curated record. NCBI's taxonomy places the organism in Eukaryota, Fungi, Ascomycota, Sordariomycetes, Hypocreales, Hypocreaceae.